AUGGCCUCUCUUCUCUGCAGCGUAUCAUCACAAUAUAAUGAAUUAUGGAAAGCAAUUAUACGUCCCCCUAGGGAUAAAUAUAAUAUACGAGAUCUUGGGCCAAUUAGAUUUGCAAUAGGAAGAUCUAAAUUUAAACGUACAGAUUUUACUUUAAGAAAUAAUAGGCACCAGCUUCUCCACUGUAGCCAUUUUGAACCUAUAGAAAGUGAAAGAGCUAUGAUCAAACUCCCUUGUGUAAUUUAUUUACAUGGUAAUUGUAGUUCACGACGAGAGGCAAUACCAUAUAUUCCUUUGAUAUUACCUUUAUCUAUUACUGUAUUGACAGUAGAUUUAAGUGGAUCAGGCUUAUCAGAAGGAGAAUACAUAAGCUUAGGAUAUUAUGAAAAGGAUGAUUUAGCUACACUUAUAGACUAUCUCUGGAAAUCUAAUCGUUGUAGCGGUGUUGGAAUUUGGGGUAGAUCUAUGGGAGCUGCUACUGCCUUGAUGUAUGGAAGUACUGAGAAAUCUGACUUUUUAAAAGGUAUUGUUGUUGAUUCAAGCUUUAGUAGUCUACGACAAUUAUGUCACGAACUUGUCCACCUAUAUGUUCCUCUACUUCCAAAUUUCUUAGUAGACUCAGCUCUAUCCUUUAUUCAAACAACCAUUAUGGAAAAAGCAAAAGCUAAUAUUGAUGAUAUGGCCCCAAUAAAAUAUGUUAAACAAAGUAAGGUUCCAAGUUUAUUUAUAGCUGGAACUAAUGACAACUUCAUAGCUCCUAGCCAUUCCAAAACUUUACAUGAUAGUUAUGGUGGAGAUAAAAUGCUGAUGAUUAUUCCAGGGAAUCACAACUCAGAAAGACCGAAAUUUGUAAAAGCUUCAAUUGUAAUUUUUUUCUAUAAAAUUUUUAAUUGUGAAAAAAUACCUAAAGCUAUUGAAUCUCUUAGAUUAUUUAUAAAUGUUGAUAUAAAAGGUCUAACUUCACCUCCAUUCGUUUUGGAAAUGAUUCCUAGAGGUCCCAAAGAAUUUUCUAACCAAGCUUUUAUGGCUAUUCAACAAUAUAUUAGACAAGAUGUAAACAAACAGCUAAAUAACCCACUUAAAAACAAAAUACAGGAUACUGACAAUAAUAUUAAUCAUAAAAGCCCUGAAAGAAAGACUAAAAUCCAUAUGAGACCACCAGAUGUAGAUAAAUAUAUAGAUCAUAUCAUUCCUUUAAGCAAUGAGACAUCUUCAUAUGAAAGUGAUACUUGCUACUCCCGUAGUAGUACAUAUGAAACUAUUAAUGCUAACGCAGAGCGUAAGGAAUCUUCUACAACAAUUUUGACACAAGAAGAUCCUAUGGAUAUUUAUAAUCAUUCAAUACAUGCAAGGAAAUUAUACCAAACACCUCCAAGCUACAGGGUUGAUAAAAUCACAAUGCCAAGUUCUCCAUUAAUAAAUAAUCAAACAUUCAACAUAAAUUACAGGGUACCCAUUAUAAAUCGUAUUAAAUCAGAUACAAAACAUUUAAUGAAAUAUUCCUCGAUAUAA
Molecule: messenger RNA, 1509 nt
Organism: Cryptosporidium muris RN66
Lineage: Eukaryota; Apicomplexa; Conoidasida; Eucoccidiorida; Cryptosporidiidae
Exons: 1
Coding region: 1-1509 (502 amino acids)
Source: RefSeq, a predicted model, not a curated record